CACUCGAAGGCAAUGCUGAGUUGAUUAGCUUGCUGGCCAUUAGCUAGCCACUUAUUCAAGCAGUAAAAUGAACAUAAACAUGGUUUGAGAAGUGGUAAUGAAAUUCUGGGAACAAGAAGUCCGGCCAAGAUUUCAUUCUUUGCUGUCGCUCAAAGACGGAUCAUAUUCAGACUCUGGAGCACUAACGGUCAGGAGCAACGGCAGAAUUUCCCACACUUUAUCUGAGCGUCUUAGUGCGCAAGCACACGGAUUGGAACGCAGCCCUGUACCAGCAGUAAACAUGGCGACGCUCAUGCGGUACGUUGGAGGUGUGUGUACAGGACUUGAACCGACAUGGACAGUCAGAAUCAGCAGAUAUGUGAGACGCUCACCGCUGAGUGUCCGCCCCGAGUCCGAAUCCUCAGGUCUACAAGACCUGCGGGUUAAAAGCCGAGACUCCGUUCCAGUGAACGAGACUGAAAGAAGUGUCGGUCAGAAACAUGGAGACGAGGCUCGGGCUGCAUCUCUGCACUUCACACACUCACAUCCUCAGAAAACGGAGAGCAGAGAAGCUACUUUUCCUUCCAGGUUUUCACGUUUAAACCAGAUAGACGGCUUGCGGUAUGAAAAGGCCCAACCUGGUGACAAGAGACUGUCACGUUUGGUUAACUUGGCUCACUCUAAGAAGCUUCGUGAACAACAAGGCAAAAUUCUUCUGGAAGGAAGGCGUCUCAUUAGUGAAGCUCUGGAUGCGGGAGCUUCACCACAGAACAUCUUCUUCACUACUGUGGAGAGACUUCAGGAGCUUCCCCUGAACAAACUCGCACAAGCUGGCUUAAUCAGAGUCAAGCCAGAGGACAUGAGAAUCUGGUCUGAUGUUGACACACCACAAGACCUCAUAGCUGUCUUCAAACGUCCUGAAGUGUCCCAAAUGCAGUUUUCUGAGGAGAAGUUUGGGAAGGCAUUGCCGCUGACCCUUAUCUGUGAUAAUGUGCGAGACCCUGGAUACCUGGGAACAGCUUUACACUGCGCAGCUGCUGCUGGAUGCCACAGCGUGCUGCUCACUAAAGGCUGUGUUGAUAUCUGGGAGCCUAAAGUUCUUUGUGUUGCCAUGGGAGCCCACUUUCACCUACCCAUAAUUCCUAGCCUUACCUGGACUGAUAUUCAGACUCACCUUUCUGCCAACACAACUGUCCAUGUGGCUGACAACUGUAGAGGAACCACAAAGGAACCUGAAUUCUCAGCAGCACCCCAGCAACAGAAAAAAGCCAGAGACUAUGGAUGGGUCAGCAGCCGCCAUAACUCUUGGAAAAUGCAUUAUGAGGAUGAUUUUAGCUAUGGUGAAGACUAUGAGAAGGAUAGGUCGACAAGGCCGGUUUUAGAGACUCAACCUUAUCAUAUCAGAUGGGCCGGUAGGCAUACGGCCGUGGUGAUUGGUGGAGAGACUCAUGGUCUGAGCCGCGAAGCCUUGCAAUUGGCUGGUCAAACAGGGGGGCGGAGAUUGUUGAUUCCCAUGGUGCAUGGAGUGGACAGCCUGAAUUCUGCCAUGGCUACCAGUGUGUUGCUGUUUGAAGGGAGGAGACAACUGAUGCAUGUGACUGAAUAGAAGAGGACAGGGUUAAAGGAAGACUCCAGUGUUUUUAAGCUUAAUCUCCAUCUGCCACAUCUGUAUUGUAUUAUCAGUUACCCUAGACAACAAAUUUGAGCCGUUUUGCUGUAGGUGGAAAACAUAUGAAGUCAAAAUACACUGGGAGGGCUGAAGCAUUGGCUUCUGUUUAUAA
Messenger RNA from Colossoma macropomum (tambaqui), 1760 nucleotides. It is a transcript of the gene mrm3b, whose product is annotated as mitochondrial rRNA methyltransferase 3b. The transcript has 4 exons. NCBI's taxonomy places the organism in Eukaryota, Metazoa, Chordata, Actinopteri, Characiformes, Serrasalmidae. The record is from RefSeq and is a predicted model, not a curated record. Gene Ontology annotation, biological process: RNA processing. Gene Ontology annotation, molecular function: RNA methyltransferase activity; RNA binding. The coding region runs from base 98 to 1585 and encodes 495 amino acids.